This is a messenger RNA of Odontomachus brunneus, 11042 nucleotides long. RefSeq names its product protein Star-like. Bases 1879 to 2847 code for a protein of 322 amino acids. The transcript is spliced from 7 exons. The record is from RefSeq and is a predicted model, not a curated record. Lineage: Eukaryota; Metazoa; Arthropoda; Insecta; Hymenoptera; Formicidae.
CCCGAUAUAGGAGGCAUUGUACUCGGCCAAGCAGCGUCAGGCUGGGUUCCAGGUGCUGGAGGGCAGUAGAGGCCGACUCGCCACAAGUCGGGCACACACGUCGCUUGCACUUCCUCUUCGGCAGUUGGUGCGUGCCAUCCUGCGAGCGCCGGUGAACCCGCGGCUAAAUCGCGGCCGAAUUCUCUCUCUUUCUCUCCUUCGUUCGUUCUGGUUCUGUAGAGCUGGCGUGGGAGGCGAAGAGAGGAGAGCGCGAGUGACUGACAAAGGGAUAAAAAGAGAGGGCAAGAGAGUGAGUGAGGGAGUGAGUGAGUGAGAGAAACGGAGACUUCCUCCCAACGGGUACUCUCGCGUGUCAUUAUCCGCGUAGUGUCAUAAACACCGCAGUGUGGCUCGUCACUGGGUCGACCACGAGUCACCGUGGACCCGCUCUCGGCUUCGGGGAUAUUGGAGCGGAUCUCCAGCGGCAGGACGAGCACCGCGAGAAACCUGUUCGAUGCUCCGAUCCUGACUGACGCGAGAAGAUACCCAGCUCAUCAGCCGGGUACCCAGGAGAAGCGGCCGAACAUUGGCGGAAACUACGCGGAGAAGCUCGACGAUCCUGCUGAUCCCUCAAGGAAUUUUCGCCGCUUCGGGGAACGUUUCUCUCUUCGCGGUGCAACUAUAAGAAAUACUCGGCGGAAUAAGGAAUAAACUGAAGAAAGGACCGUCAGUGAAUACCGCCAUGUUACGAGGGAUCGAUUCUAUAAAAAUUCACCUGCAGCACGGUCGAAAAGCACAGUAGAAAUCCUGAGGAGCAAUCGUGAGAGGAGAAAGAGGAAACAAGAGCGAGACGAAGAAGAAGGGAUUCGUGAAUAAUCCUUAAAGCAUUUGAUUCUGCGUCCGAAAAAGAAUUCAAAAACCAAUUAGAUUAAUCUCCGUUCUUGAACUCUGUCCACGGAGCUUUGAAUUUUCCUUCAAGAAGCACGUGUGGAGUAACCACGAAAUGCUCGACUAACCGUACCUCGGGGAUCCGGUAACCUCUCUUGUAAUUGGGUUCGCCUUGGAAAAUUACGGAGAAAAUUGUCGAGCCACUUGCGACGAAGCUGAAGAUUCAUGAAGAUCCCGAGGUUGUUCACAACAGAGUCGAUGUUCGAUAAAUCUCGAAUGAGUCGGACGAGAAUGUGCAAGUGCGAACGCAUUUUGAAAAUCUCUACCAACUCGCGCGCUGAAGAACACACUGUGUAACGGCUCGACCAGAACUUCGUCGGACGUUCGGCUGCGCAUACUCUCGCGGCGAGUGACUCUAGAAAACAAAGAAGACACGGGGAAAAACGACCUUCGUCCCUUGACCGAUUGCUCAUACUGACUCUCGUCGCAACGUUUUGCCGUUGCAGCGUCGUCGUCGUUGUCAUCGCGGAGAAAGCGGAACGAACGCGCAGAGAGCAACAAACCCCAGCGCGGGUUGCCUCUCAUUGACCCAGCAGAACGGCGCACAACACACUACGUCGGCGACAACACGUGCGAGAAGGUCGAGGAUCGUAUCAUGAGCGCGACUGUACUGCCGAAUUUGCGACACUUGUGAACCGACAUUUGCGCGGUUGAUAUCACGCGCGCGCGAUCCGCUGUGACAACAAUCGCGAAAUAUCGAGGUGACGGUCGGAGUGUCGAUAACAACAGAGUCCAGUGUUCAGGAUAUUGUUUUCGAAUUUCGGCGCCCCACGUGUGACCGGCGAGAGUGACGCGCUCACGUGCGCACAACCGCGCCAGGGAUAACGAGCGUCUGCACGUGAGCGAAGUGUGUCGCGACGCUGUCGAGGAUAUAAAUGGUCCCGCGCAUAGAAUACGCGCGUCUCGCCGAAGCAGCUUCGAUUUCACGGAUAAGGGAGAACGCGAGUCGUCAUGGAGCCGGUGAAAGCAAAAAUGACUCCCGCAGGAGCGCCUUCGUCAAAUGGAGUUCUACCACCGCCUAUAGGAUCUGUCAUGACCGGAUCGUCGUUGGCCAGCUAUAAGAGAACUUGGUGGAGAGGAGUGGCCCCCUGCUUGGCUUUCCUUGGAGCUUUUUCCAUCGCCAUGGCUUUACUACUCGUUUGGAGUGAAGCCGCUGCUCUGAGGAGGCAGGCGUUCGAUGCGAACAUGACCAGGGACUACGUGCUCGACAGUGUUUCGAUGGAUAAUCCGCAAUUGGUCGCUUACAUACGGCAGGUGCACUUGAAACCCACGACGCAUCAGGAUCCGUUGAACGCCACGCAAACGUUGGAGGAGAAAUACGUAGCCACUUUAUCACAGAGCAAGCGCGAGGGAGUCUAUGCAGAAUACAUCAGCAGGAUAGGUGCGAUCUCCAGCACCGCUUGGCUGGAAGCCAAUCUGAGCUGGCGCGGUGUCCUGAUACUCACCGAGCCUAAGAGCUUCUUCGAGGCGCAGCGCAGCACCAGGAAUCCGCGCACCAGGGUUAUCCACGCGUGUCUCAGCACGGACAAGGAUACCAAAGAGAUCAAAUAUCAUCAGGAGUCGGAGGUCCAGGUGACGAAGUUGGGCGACGGUCCUAACAGUCUCGUGCCGUCGGACGACAGCUUACCUACUACCAGACUCAAGUGUUUCCCCUUGUACAGUGUGUUGUUGGCGUACAACGCCACGACGCUGGAUUAUCUGAGUCUGGACAGUCCCGACGCUCCUGAUGGCCAGGUGCUCGACACCAUCCCCUGGGACAUCAUAAGAAUAUCGGUCCUGUCAAUACGCUGGAGCCCCCAUCACAGCGACACAGAGACAAAGAGCUUCAUCGAGAAGAUGACCAGCCGGCGCUACAAGCUCGUUCACACGACCGACACCGGGAAGUGGAUAUUCCUCUACAAUACUCUGCUUAAGAUUUGAACCUUGACUCAGGUGAAUGCGGCAGACUUUUUCGCGCCGUGUCGCAGGACGAGACAUAUGUUUAAGCAAAUCGGGACACCUCGACGAAUCCUCCUCUACGUUCUGUUUGUCCGUCCUCGAAUUUUUUAUCCGUUUUUCUCUCUCUUCCUCUCUCUCCUUUUCUUUCUCUUUCUCUCGUUCUACAAGUACUUGAUUCGAAUACAAGUUUUACUUGAUGAUCUCUCGUGCGAUCUCAUCCGAGGACAAUCCGACUCGCCGCUGACGUGGCAAGGAUACUGGAAGCGAUCGAUCGCGCAGUUGUUUGCCGUCGAAUUUCGGAGGUGGUAGUUCAGUUUCUCGUGUCCCGUUGAGCUAUGCUCGACACACCACGGGUGAGCCUGUCGAUCCCGCGAUUUGUGGAAUAACACUUGGCCGUGCGAUAACCAAGCAUCACCGACCGAAUCUCCGGGGACUCGCGGGCUCGCGAACUUUAGUUAGGGUCGCCGUUGAGGUCGACUGAUGACGGCGCGUAAUGGCUAUAUUUUGCACGACUCAAAAGAGUUUAAAGAGCCAAAAGUAAUAAUAGGCGAAAUAACAAUCGCGGAUUCGAAGUUCUUCCGCAACGUUGAAUUGGAGUAAAGUUUCGCGAGGUUCUCGCGGUAGUUUCGAGGGUGUCUCGUGAUAUCGAAUUGUAGUCUAACCGUCCAGAAGCUUUCGGGAAGACCUAACCUCGGCAUUUCGUGACUCCGGACUGCAUAAAAAACUCAAGGACUCCCUUAAGUCCUCCUUACAUGGUCUCCUUAUUCGAGAGUUUGUUCUCAGGGGAGGAAAUUGUUCGAAAUUACCUAAAAUCCUCAGGAGGCAAAUCCACCUCGGUGGUCUGCAUGGAGAAAAUGUUUGAUUAGGUUAACCAAAUUUCUGGUGAAGAAAAAUAUGAACAAGUAAGAGAAUUCAGAUUGAAGUUAUUAGGACUCUGUUCAAGUUAUCAGAAAUCUUGUUAAUCUAAGCUGCGUUUGCAAGACUCCACCCGACGUGUAGCAUUCAAUCGAGCAAUCAGAACAAAAAGAACUAAGACUUCUUUUUCAUGAUUGGUUAAUUGAAUGUUAUUCUACCUGCCAAAUAAGGUUUUGGAACGUAGUCCUGAACAGAAUUUUGGUAACAUCAACUGGAAUUUUUGGUUUGUUCAUAUUUUACUAGGCAUUUGGUUGAUUCAAUCAAACUUUUUUUUUAGUUCUAUACUGUUAUUGGUUAAUAUUUGCGUGUCAAUCGUGAAACAGUGAGGUCCAUUAGACACUAUAAAUACUUUGAAGCGCCAUAUAUGGAUCAACCAUGACUAUUCUUUAAGCAUUUUAAAAUGUAUGAAGCGUCUAGUGGAGAUCGCAAUGAAUAUAUACUGGGAGCGCUGCGAUUUUCCUCUCUUCCCUCGACGAAGCGAACAAAAUACACAUUGACACCAUAAUCGAUGCGUUAUACGCGCGCGCGCGUAUCUUUUGUUGCGAUUAAUGAGAAAUACGUGAGAGUGUUCUCAUAAUUUCGCGAAUCCUCAAAUCGAGGGACAUGCAUUAUUCUAAAAAAUCAAAAUUUCAAUAUUCAACAAUUGAAAUUUACAGAAAAGUUAAGAUAUCUGAAUACCGAUACAGCAUCUCAAAAUACAAUUUUCUUGAAGUAUACAGUUGCUUGAGAAGAAACUGUUAGUCCGAAAAUAGUAUACAGAUAUAUUAAUAUUUAUCAAUUUGGAUACAGUCUUGUUGUAUGACUCAAGUAAACAGAUACACGGGGAAAAAAGAUUAGUUAAUUUGACAAUGAACCAAUGAAACGCGUUUUAGUUAAAGGAAACAAUUUCUAGUUUAUAAUUUCCAAAUUUGUUUAAAAAAAUCAGAAAUUCUGUUUUCUUCAGGAUAUCUGGCUUAUAAUUUUACCGAAUUUGGUUUUAGCAACCAAAAAUUUGAUUUCCUUCAGAAUUUUGACUUAGAAUUUCUAGUUCAGAGUUUUUGAUCCAAAACAGAUUUUUUAUUCUUAUGAACCAAAUUUGAUUCUAAAAAUCAGAAAUUCUGUUCAAAGAAUUGGACAAUCUCUAUUCUUGCGACAAUACGCCUGUAUCAACCAAGGUCUACCAAGGCAGAUCCGAAAAAAUAAACACGUAUUGUUUAUUUAUUGCUGACUAGUGGUGUCAUCUUUCCUAUAGUACUUAUUUAUUAUAUCACAGUACACGUUAACCUAUCAUUUAUUAUAUAUAUAUAUAUAUAUAUAUAUAUAUAUAUAUAUAUAUAUAUAUAUAUAUAUAUAUAGCAGAAUAUAUCGUUUCAUAUAUAAUAACAGAUAUGUUAACGUGUACUGUGGUGUAAACAAAUACUACAGUAUAGAUGAAACCACAAGUCAACAAUAAAUAUGAAAUACAUGUUUGUCUCUUCGGACCUGCUUUGAUAGAUCUUGGUUGGUACAGACGUAUUGUGUUAGUAGUUAAUAUCAGAGAGUUUGAAAAAAAAAAUCUCUGUUCUUACAAAUUCUGUUCUAAAAAUGAGAAAUUCUGUUUCUUUCAAAACACAUUUUGUUCGUUCAUUGUUCAGUCAAUCUUUUUUUUCUGUAAAUUGAUGCUAUACUUGAACAAAAGGAAAUUUCUGUUUCUUAUGAAUCAAAACUUUGCUUUUCUCUAACCAAAACACGUUCAGUUAUGGCAUUGCCACGUUAAUUGAAUCAAUCUUUCUUUGUACUAAUGCACCCGAUUACAUAACGACGUAAUCCAAAUAUUUUAAUAAAGUAAUAUUUCCAGAGAUUGUUUCUCGGUAUACAUAUUUCAAUAUUUGACUUUGCAGGAAAUUAUGCUACCUUUUAAAUUUUGGUACGCUUUUUCAGAACAAUGCACGUCUGCUUCAAAUAUAUUACUAUCCCCGCGUACGCUUCAUCGCGUUAUAAUGAUCUCUUUUCUUCUUUUUGUUCUUUCUUCGGUUAUCAAUAAGCUACGUGUAUUGAUGAUUGAUCACUGACGAGCUAUACACAAGAGGCUCUUUUGAUUCCUCUACUUGUGUAAAGCAACGCGUGAUUGAUGACUGAGAUUCCGCGGGAAUGCGGGUGACUGAUUUCCGGAAUCCCCGUAACUUUUCGACUCUUCGCGUGAUAAGACUUGCGCGACAUCGUCAUGUCACGUCACAUCACAUUACGUUAUGUUACAUUACGUUUUGUUCAUCUCAUACAUAUCGCGCGCGCGCGUGCGACUUAACGAACGAUUCGUCGUGCGAUUAAUCUUAAGCGAUUAAGCAGUUUACGAGUGAUCAAUCACGAGUGAUUAAGUAGUUAUCUAAAUCCACGCGAUAAAAACAAGAGGGAUACGUUAUAAAUAACGGAUUUCUCGUACGUACAACACGGAUGUUGUAAUAAAGUGGAAGACGAUGUUCUUCGUUAGAUUAAAGGGGUUCAUGCGUGACGCAAUGCGUUUGCGUCAGUCCCAACGUAGGUGGAAUGCUUCGCAAAAUCAAAGUCUCAAAAUUGAGGAAUAGCGGCAAUUUCUAAAAAAAUCACGAUAUCAAGAUUCUAAUACCGAGACAAUUUCUCGAGUUACAAUUGUAUUGAAAUAUUAGAAGCAUAUAAUUUUUGAGACUAAUGUUUCAGUGGAAUUGUAAAAUUAUGAAAUAGUGAAAUUUUUCAAUAUUUCGGUAAAUUUCAGCAAAUUGCAUUUCUAUAUUUUGGAAAAUUUUGCUUUCAAUACUUCGGUUAAAUUGUAUUGCGGCAGAUUGUCUUGGUAUUCAAAUUUCGAUAUUGUGACUUUUCAGAAAAUUGUCCACUCUCUAAAUUUUACAUUUUUUUUGGUACAUUUUUUUCGGGACAAUGCACAUCCGAUCUAUUGUACGUUUGACUUCACGUCGCAAGGUCGAUUUUCGCACAACAAGUCAUACUGUUGCUUUGUGAGUACAUACUCGCGACCAGAUAAAUUGUCCGCUAUUUUGAUGUGAAUUUUGGAACGCAUUCGUCUUGUCCAGUGGGAGAACUCUCCUGUUAGAAAAUAAAUUCUCACACAAGACAGGAUAAUAUGUUCCAAUACUAAUAAAAAAUAGCGGAUAAUCUAUUAUAUCGCAAGUAUACAUACUACACACAUAAUGUAGUCUCAAUAUACAUGUCUUUGGUAAAACGAAGAGAGAGGCAAACAGGGUAAUUUUUUUUGUAUCUGCGCAGUCGUUUGUCAACGACUAUCGUGAAGACACACAGACUCUUGUCCAAGAACAUAUAUUCAUGAUUAAAUUAUUUCAUUAUUUGAACAAAAGUCACUUAUGUUUAAUUAAAGAUACUUAUGUUUAAUUAAAUAAAAAUGUGUGCUUGAAAGAAAAUAUAGAAUUUACAUAACCCGUUAUCACAGAAAGGUGGGGUCUAAGAAAUCCCAUACAUUUCGUUCUCUUUAAAUCUUUGUCUUCAGAAUUUUCUUCUGUCAGUUGUUAUCAAAUUUCAGUAUUCUAUAGAAUUAUAAGAAAUAUAUUAUAAGAUUUGAGAAAUUAUAAAAAAGAAUUAUAAACAAAGAAGGAAAAACAAAAUUCAUCACAUUCCACUUUUUUAACAAGAUAAUUAUGUGCGACAUUCUAUGAUACAUUUAGGUUAUUAUCAUUUGCCGGAUAUUAUGCGCAACAAAGAAUAGAAAUUUACUGAUGUUUCGCUUUUCUCUUCAUUCUGCCAUAAAGAAGAAUGUGGCAUGUAGUCUAUCUUAUGUAUCUAUGGUACAAUAUGGAGACUGUCCGAUAGUUCUCUCUGCUACACUUGCGCGUUCUGCGCAUCCUCUAUUUUGAUUUCCGCAUAAUAACAAUGGCUCGCAAGAUUCACGGUAUUUUCACAUAUCUGAGAUUCACCUUUGGCUUCUCUCCCGCCCGCCUCCUGCUAACGACUACGAGAGAGAGCUUUGCUAGAAUGGAACGUAACGCGUAAUUAAAUUUACUCUCUCAAAAGGAGGAGAAAGAAUCCUGUAAGCGCAGCGGAGAGCAGAAAAUUUAAUCAAAUAUAUAAUCUUUCCCGCGCGACUGAACUGUCGACGAAUCGCUCUUGGCUCUCUGAUCAAUGACGAUCGCAUUAUCUCGUCGUAUGUGAGAUUUCCGCGUAAAUUGCGAUUUCGUUUUUGCGAUAUGAGAAUCUUGUCGGGAUAAUUCGCAUCUCUUGAGGGUCCCGCGGAUCUCGAAAGAGAGAGAGAUGGAUAGAGACCGACCUUUCUCCCUUCUUUUUAUUUUGACUGACAAGGAAGGCUUUUUCGAUCUAUUCCUGAAACGCCAAUCACUCGAUAAUAUAAGAGAUGUAUACUAAGAGGUUAAUUUGGCAAUGUUUCGAGCGAACAUUAAUAGAUGAGCAAAGGUAUACUUUGGAAGUAGUUUCAAGGUAUUUUCCAAAAAAUGACGGAUCACGUUUUGACAGAUUCGAACACGUAGGAUAGAGACCGUCGGGCGACCUUCCGACUCGAAUUAUCAGGACGCAGGGACGGUGAUUUCGAGAUCCGAGGAGCUGAGUCGCUUAUUAAUGGAGAGUGAACGCUCCAAACUCAAUCUCGAUAAAUCCAGCUCAAUCGCAGGAGAGCCGAGAAAGUGAGAUCCAAGAAAUACGUCCGUCAUCUGCGAUCCCUUUCAGAGGAACUACACUAAAAAGCGAGCAAGCUCUCACCUCUCGCACGAUUUUUACUGGUAGCUCGUUUUAACCUAAGGUAAGCCAGCAACCGCACUCUCAGCGCGUUUUUAUUAAGGAUGUGUUGACUCGACCUUUUAAUGGGCAUUGCGCGCGUGCCGGCCGCGUCGCCGCAUAUGCGCCAAUGUUAUCACAUGCUGAUAAGCGAGUGAGUUGACUUAGAGUAUUUUCCGCGGUUCUCCGCACUCGCCGAUUCCGUGUAUUUAGCGGCUUCAGUGUAACCGGUUGAUCGUAUCAACCGGAAUGUCCAUCGUAUCGAUUCAGAUCGUAUCGAUUCAGAUCGUCAUUCAGAUCGCAAAACAGUGUUAGAUAUCAGUCGAUUAAAACUUUUGUUGAUUAAAUAAAAUAAUAAUCGCCAAAUCAAUAAUCGUCAUACAGAGAAGAACGUUUGGCACUCUGCCUUUUUUGGCACUUUUAUGGCGUGGAUAUUAUCAAAUAUUAAGUUGAAUAACGGUUUAAAGAAAAUAUAUAAUGAAUAAUAAUUUAUGAAUAAUUAAUAAAUCUCUAUACAUAAAAGAAGUUAGUAAAAUUCGAGCAAAAGUGCCGGAAAGUGGCAAGCGUUGUAAUGAAUAUCGAUUAUUGGACGCUUUCCUUUAUAUAAUCACAAUUUAAUCGAUUGAUGAAAUUAAUUAUUAAUUAAACUCUGAUUUAUUACUAAUCAAUCAAUUAAAUUAUGUGUGAUUAUACUGAGAGGGAUUAUCUGGUAAAAAAUUAAAAAACGAUAUUUCCAAUCAAAUUCUGAUCAAUUUAUACAUCUAAUUAAAUUUAGUCGGAUACUUCUGAUCAUAAUGGCAUUAAUAUUCGUUUGUAAAUUUUUUAAUUUAGUUUUUUAUCGGAUAAUUUCCCUCACAAUAUGACGAUUGAUUCAUUCGUUAUUUCAGUCAACUAAAAUUUUAAUCAAUUAAUGCCCAACACUUCACUAUUACUUUAGCAAUAGUCGCGCAUUCGUGUGAAUUCAUUUGGCUUUUGGGGAUUUCAUGCAAUUUGAAGAAGGAAAAUGUUACCACGUAUAAAGUGCGGACGCUCGAUUGUAUUUCUUGGUAGAGAUGUAUUAUUUUCACGUUGCGCGAAUUUUAGUUACGCGAUAAUUUUCCGGACGACGCGAUAAUUGUUUGCGUUUCUGUGGCGCGCGUUUAACGUUUAGAGACUUGGCAGUCCGUUAAUUCGAGUUCAAAUUGUACAUUGAAUAAUCAAGAGCGCGGAGCGAGAGGCGUCCACAGCGUUAUGAUGGGUCUUUUGAGAGCCCGUCACGCAAUUAUUACGAUUGUUAAGAGCACAAUAUUCAGUACGGUAGGUACUUAAUAAUUUCUCGAUUCUCUUCGCUCAUCGAUCAUCACUUCGUCGCGACGAUCAUCGUGCCUUUUUCAUUUCUUAAAUGCAAUCGUGGCAUCUCAAUCUCACACAAAGUGCGACGAAUAGGUAUUUUUGUUCUUUUCUUUUGUCCUAUCUGAAACUGAUCAUCCACGUGAUAUUAAUGAUAUUGCUGGCAAAUCAACCGGUUGUUGUAGACAAUUCAAUUUCACGUCACUCGAGAAUCGAAGAACGUAUAUUGGACACGCGUUAUCCCGAAAAAUAUCGAGAUCUCGAAUAAUUUCUCGAAAAGUCACAAUAUUGAAGUCCGAAUAUUGGCACAAUAUCUCGAAAUUUUUCUGAAGUAUAUAAUUAUUCCGAAGAGGAAUUAUUACGUCGAAAACAGUACACAUACACAGAAAGAAUCAAUAGAAUUGUUCAAAAGCUCUGUAAGAAAAUCUUUUGGAUUAACAGCAAUAUUAUUGAAACUAAUACUCAAAUUAUUAAAACAAUAUAUUAAUCGCAAUGAUAUUGCUUUUGGAUCAUGAAGAUAUACUCCAAUUAUGCUGCUGUUGACUAAUUCCAUUGAUACAAUAGCAAUCCCGUGCAGGGCUGCUAAUAUCUGACCCUAUCUAAGAGUACUCUUGUCGUAUUCAAAUGAGCAGAUACUGAUGCAUCUAACUGUGUGUACAAUUAGACAGUUCCAACAUUUCGAUAAAAUCGUAUUUUGAGAGAUUGUUUCGAUAUUAUGAUUUUUCAGAAAAUGAUAUGUGUGCCUGCUUUUUAAAUUUCGGUACAUUUUUUGGGACAAUGCAUAUCCAUCGAUUCAGAAAUGUUGAAAUCGACGGAUCCACGAAAUCCGCAGAUUUAUUAUUUCCAGAUGCACGUCUGCGUCAAUUAUUACUGGGUUAUCAUGCAUCGAAACACGCACUCCCGCGAGUUCCAGCGUGUAGAACUUAACGCGACCUCAUCCGUAAGCUCUUCGUUACUUGUAAAACUAAUCCGCUUUCCUUAUCGCUUAUUGAGGAUCAUUCCAUAAUUAUUAUCAACACGUAUACAUAAUUUCCUCUCAAUUUUUCCGCCAGUGCCUAUACGCAGCAUCAACUUCGUUGUAGUGCCUCUAUGUUUUUCGAGAGGUUUUCCACCUUCGUUUACGUUUUUUUUAACAACGUAUUGUAACUUGCGUAAGUUUGACGUUGGAUAAGGCUGCUCGCGUGUCUGUCCUAUGAAGAGCAGCGGUUUCUUUUCGACAGCAAUAAAUUUGGAUAUUAUAUUUUGAA